Messenger RNA from Chrysochloris asiatica (Cape golden mole), 960 nucleotides. RefSeq lists its product as uncharacterized. Bases 1 to 960 code for a protein of 319 amino acids. The record is from RefSeq and is a predicted model, not a curated record. The transcript is spliced from 2 exons. NCBI's taxonomy places the organism in Eukaryota, Metazoa, Chordata, Mammalia, Afrosoricida, Chrysochloridae.
AUGGCAUACUCAUCCUCCAGCAGUGACAGUAUUGACAAAGAGGACAGCAACUCGGAAUCCAACCUGAGCCUCUCUGUGGGCUAUUUCCCCAGUGAGGAUGCUUUUUAUGUAGAUACAACUCCCUAUGAAGACAUGCUCUCUGAGAGUCCUUCAGCUCACUUCCUUCCUCCUGCCCAAGGGAUGUGGAGGACUGAAAGUGUACUGAGAACCAUUAGGAGACAAGACCAAAGCCAAGAUACACCAGAGCAGUAUUGCAAACUAAGCAUCACCCUGGCCUGGGAUGUUGAUGUGGGCUCUAACAUUUCAGAAUCGAUAGCUAUGUGGGAUCUAAACAGACACAACCGAUGGAUGGGAAAAUACCCAGAAAAGAAGACAGAAAUGACUCUCAGCAAACUGAAUGGUCUUGUGAAAAACCUUGAGAAAUUUAUAGAAAAUCAGAAAGAUGAUACAGACAGUGAGUUUAUUUCCGAUGAAUCUACUCAGAAGGCAGAUUUCCAGCUAUCCAGCAGCUCCCCACCAGGUAUGACUCAGACCAGUCCUCAGAAACACAGUACUUGUCAAGACUUGACCAACUUCAAACCACCGGAAAAUAAAGAUGUCACCCAGUUUCCACCGACUCCUCUAAGACUUCAGGAACUUCAUGAAAUCACUGAGAUAAGCCAGACAACUGGUAACCAAAAGGCAAGUACUUUAGAAACCUCUUCAAAUUCAUCAGGUCAGGCAGAGAAGAAGGACAAUCCUUCCAAUACACAAACCUUAUCCUGUCUAAACUUUGGGUGGGUCUUCCGCUGGCUGAGGCGGCAAGUGUUGUCCUCACUGCUGGGGAGAGACCACCCUGAGAAGGCCACCAUCAGCCCCCGUUGGGUGGCACUGAAGGAAAGGAUCUCUCACAGAAGCAUGAGAAUUCAACCUCAAGAAUGCCUCCAUUUAGUACACCCCAUACAUCACCAGCUUUCUUAA